AUGAGUCAAGAUUUUGAUAAAACUUCGCCUUCAUCAUCAUAUAAUUAUCAGAGAAGAUCGAGUGGUGCUUCCUCUUCUCAAGAUUUGGACUAUGCCAAACUUUCCUAUCGUGAUUCCUUCUCAUUGAAAUAUGGAUUGAGAAGUUUGAUUAGUUUUGCAGAGGGAUGUAGCUCCUCAAAUGAUUAUCACAAUUAUUCUCAACAACUUCCCUGCUCAACCACAACAUUGGAACAAUUGCCUGAUAGAAUAUUUAUCAGUGGUUCUACAAGUAGAUAUAGUGUUCCUUCAAUGAAUUGUACUGGUUGGAUUUCUCCUAAGGAUUUAGUAGAACAUGUCAAGACAGAUAUUGAAUCAAAGAGACCAAAGCCAGUGGCAACUUCCCCUUCCAAUUCUUCAAAUAGUUCAAUUCCAUUCUCAGAUGCAGCUCAAAUGAAUAAUUGCAAAUCGAAUAAUACACUCUUUCCAUGUGAUCCUAAGGAACUCAUUUCAAUUGACUGUGGUUACAAUGUCACAUUUUACUUGACCAAGACUGGACUUUAUGCAACUGGUUCCAAUUCUGUGGGUGAAUUAGGUGUUGGUCAUUCCAAUGAAGUAAGAGAUCAUGUGGAGGCGGUUGCCUUACCAAAACUUCCUCUUACUCCAAGCUACUUUGUCAAGAAAUUGGUCAGUGGAGAAGGCCACACUGUUGUGUUAAUGUCCACUGGUGAAAUUGUAGUGUUUGGUAAGAAUGGAGAUGGUCAACUUGGUAUUGAAAAGAGUGUUGGAGAACCAGUGCCAAAACUCAUUCCUUCCUCGACAUUUGGAGGUGAGAAAAUUAAGGAAAUUGCCUGUGGAUAUUAUCAUACACUUGUCUUGACAGAGACUGGUAUAGUCUAUGCCUGUGGAAGAAAUGUACAAAAUCAAAUAGGAUGUGUGCCUAAUCAUGUCAAUGUUUCAAGUGGAUUCAGACCUGUCACUGUUCUGAAAGAAGGUGGAUUGAGUAAUGAUGGUGGAAAAGGACUCAAGAUUGUUAAAAUUGUUGCAGGAAGUCAUCAUUCACUCUUUUUAACUGAAGAUGGAAUUGUGUAUGCUGCUGGUGACAAUCAAUUCAAUGCCAUUGGUAAAAAGUAUCCAGUUUUUGCUCCACUCGAACCAUUCUACAGUAAUAAUCAGAGAACAUCCACUGAAUCCUUGAAAGAUUCAAAGCAGAUUGUGCCACACAAGUAUAUCACCAAUGUAUGGUGUGGAAGUUUAUCAACCUUCAUUCAAACAAGAGAUGAUAAGGUCUAUGUUUGUGGAACUGCCAAUGAUAGAGCUCUCUUCUUAGAUGAACAAUAUGUGAAUGGAAAUGCAAACUAUGUCACUGAGGGAUUCAUUCAAUGUGAUUUCCUUAGUGGAAAAUCAAUCAAGGAAAUUGUUGGUUUCUACUCAAUGAUUGCUGUUUCUGAAUCUAGAGAUGUCUACGUGUGUGGAAAUAAUUCUUGCAAACAGUUAACUACCAAAGAUCAGCCAGUAUACAAUAUCAAACCACAACAUGAAACGUUCCUAUCUGCAAAAUUGAAGCAAUAUCCACAACUAGAUUAUUGUGUUUCGGCAGGAUUUAGAACAUGUAGUAUCUAUCUCUUUUCGAAGGAAAAGAGAAGUAGAAAUCAGAAUGAAAUGUUCUGCCACCUCUACCAAGCACUCUAUGAUCAAGAUGAAAGCAAUAAGAAUUACUUUUCCGAUAUUUCCUUUGUUACUAGAGAAGUUGAUGAAGAUGAAGAUGUUGUCAUGUAUGAUUUGUAAUCUAACAAGAUUAACAAUUCACUUCUAUCACUUCACUACGAUUAGUAGUUCCCUUCUUCAUGAAUAAUUAUUUAAAUUUCCACUUUAGUAAUAUCAUGUAUUCAUAUCAAUUUUGACCUGCGACUUUAAAACACACACAUAGAGAUGCUCCACAACCUUUCAAUAAUUGUAAAUAAAAUAGUAAUAAUAAUA
Naegleria gruberi is the source of this 1956-nucleotide messenger RNA. RefSeq lists its product as uncharacterized. The coding region runs from base 1 to 1764 and encodes 587 amino acids. NCBI's taxonomy places the organism in Eukaryota, Heterolobosea, Eutetramitea, Acrasida, Naegleriidae. Gene Ontology annotation, molecular function: guanyl-nucleotide exchange factor activity. The record is from RefSeq and is a predicted model, not a curated record. The transcript has a single exon. Gene Ontology annotation, cellular component: cytoplasm.